AUCCCUUAUCUUAACUUCUAAAGCCUCUCUCUCCCUCUGUGACGCAGAUCGGAAUGGAGACUGUUAGCGAUUGCCGCACCGCCACCAGAGAUACCAUCGGGAACACAACCAAACACAUGGCCUCUCUCUCUCUGGAUCAGUUUGUACAGAUGGAUGAAUCUGGAAAAAUCGAAGUGGAAUGCGACACUGGAAUGUUGCCUGAUGAUCAAGGUUGUGAAACUCACAAUGAAGCUGAAGAUAAGAAGGAAGAUACCAUGCCGACGGCUCCUAAUAUCGGAAUGGAGACUGUUUGCGAUUGCCGCAAUGCCACCGGAGAUACCAUCGGGAACGCAACCAAACACCUGGCCUCUCUCUCUCUGGAUCAGUUUGUACAGAUGGAUGACAUGAAAGAAGAUACCAUGCCGACGGCUACUAAUGAUCCUUUCAAGAACAUAACUGUUUAUCCUCCCGGUGUCGACGUACCACCACAUGUCUUUGACUUUGUGGAGGAAAUCCGUCGACCAUCGCCCAGAGAAAUGAUGUUCCACUACACCUUUUUGCAGAAGAUGAAGAAAGAACGCGAAGACCGUAUUAUGACCACCAUGGGACGAGGAUGUAGGACGUGCACCAAUGGCAGACCUUUGGGAUUCUCACAACCAUAUAUGAUGCUUAUGAAUGUCUUGCCUGUCAACCCGAUGCCCCCUCGCCUCGCACCUGGAACAGAGUAGUCCUCUGUUGGAACAAAGGGACUAUGGUGAUGGUGAUAUAUGGGAUGCCUUUUGCUGGUAAAUGGUAGUAGUAGGGCUUGCUAUGCUUGGGUUUUCUUGGAGUACUAUGUUUUGUAUCUAGACAUAUUAAUAUGUUGGUGCAUGCUCCUCGGUUUUAUUUGGCUAGUCUUUGUGUUGGCACAACUGUUUGCUUAUAAUGCUUUGCCCAUAUCCUAGUAGUGAUCAAGUUUUGAGCUUUGGGGCUAUUUCUUGUGAGGGAAGAAUGUGAAAUAGCCUUCCGUAUAUUGAUUCAAGUUCCUACUAUGUGUUGAUUAUCCACAGCUGGUAGAUGUGAUUAUGAAUUCUAAGAUUGUGGAACUCCUCACGUUUCGUUUCGUCCUUUGGACUCUAUUUUUUGGCAUUAAAUGAUAUCGGGUUGUUUGAUA
Messenger RNA from Rhododendron vialii, 1132 nucleotides. RefSeq lists its product as uncharacterized. NCBI's taxonomy places the organism in Eukaryota, Viridiplantae, Streptophyta, Magnoliopsida, Ericales, Ericaceae. The coding region runs from base 54 to 707 and encodes 217 amino acids. The transcript is spliced from 5 exons. The record is from RefSeq and is a predicted model, not a curated record.